Agelaius phoeniceus (red-winged blackbird) is the source of this 3579-nucleotide messenger RNA. NCBI's taxonomy places the organism in Eukaryota, Metazoa, Chordata, Aves, Passeriformes, Icteridae. The record is from RefSeq and is a predicted model, not a curated record.
UUUUAAUUCUUAUGGAAUUUAGGGGUUUUUCUUCCCCAUCGUUUCUUUCAUCUCUCAAUGUCUAAUUUCGUUUAUCAGCAAACCUAAAUAUUCUGUCUUCUAUGGGUUAAUUAUUCUUCUUCUUCUCAUGCUAAUUAGCUGGUGUGCUGGAAUUACCUUCUCCUCGGUGACAGCUGCUUUUGGCACAGUUGGCUUCAUUAUUUUCUUCCUUCUCUCAGCUGUUCUGCCUCAUAUCCCAUAAAUUCUGCAUUCUUUGUGUCCUUUUUCCCCAGGCUUUGUUCCCUCAGGUCAUUAUUAAAUGUAAAUAAAUUGGUUUUUGUGCCCUUCAGCAGCUCCCUGAGCUCUUUCAGAGUCUUUCCUUUGGGUUUAAAACCAACAUUUUUGGUCCACCAUAAAUCAACUCUGUCGUGGCUUUACUCAAAACCAGAACAAUAAAUAAAUGGGUGUACAAUGGAUUUAUUUCCAUUUAUUUGUGGGGUUUGGCAAUGUCUCCUUCUCUUACAGAGGGUGUUUCUUUGAACUCAAAUGGGUGAUGAAAAGGAUUCUUGGAAGGUGAAGACUUUAGAUGAGAUUCUCCAGGAGAAGAAACGAAGGAAGGAGCAAGAGGAGAAGGCAGAGAUCAAACGUAUGAAAAAUUCAGAUGACAGGGACUCCAAGAGGGAUUCUCUUGAGGAGGGGGAGCUGAGGGACCAUCGCAUGGAAAUCACCAUCAGGAACUCACCCUACAGGAGGGAGGACUCCAUGGAAGACAGGGGAGAAGAAGAUGAUUCCUUGGCCAUCAAACCACCCCAGCAAAUGUCCAGGAAGGAAAAAACCCAUCACAGGAAGGAUGAGAAGAGGAAAGAGAAACGCAGGCACAGGAGCCACUCUGCAGAAGGGAAACACGCCAGAGUGAAAGAGAAGGAACGGGAGCACGAGCGCAGGAAGAGGCACAGAGAAGAGCAGGACAAAGCCCGGCGUGAAUGGGAGAGGCAGAAACGGAGAGAGAUGGCCAGGGAACAUUCCAGAAGGGAGAGAGAUCGUUUGGAGCAACUGGAGAGAGAAAGGGAAAGAAAAAUCCGGGAGCAGCAGAAGGAGCAGCGAGAGCAAAAGGAGAGAGAGAGGAGAGCUGAGGAGAGGAGGAAGGAGAGGGAGGCCAGGAGAGAAGUUUCUGCACACCAUAGAACAGUGAGGGAAGAAUAUGGAGACAAAGUAAAAAUGAGACCCUGGAGUCGCAGCCCCUUGCGCCAGCAGAGAGACAAGCUUGAGCAAGGAGAGAGCAGGAAACCAGCAGUAAAAGAAGAGAAACCAGAAGAGAGGGAUCCUCUGUCAGACCUGCAAGACAUCAGUGACAGUGAGAGAAAAACCAGCUCAGCAGAGUCCUCCUCAGAAUCUGGGUCAGGCUCAGAAGAGGAGGAGGAAGAGUCCAGCAGCGAAGGCUCUGAGGAGGAGGGAGAGGAAGAGGAGGAGGAGGAGGAGACAGGGAGCAACUCUGAGGAGGUGUCUGAGCAAUCAGCAGAGGAGGUGAGCGAGGAGGAAAUGAGUGAAGAGGAGGAACGGGAGAAUGGAAACCACAUCCCAGCUGAGUUCAUUUCAUCCUCACAGCUCCUCUUUCCAGCACUGAUUCUGACUGUUGAAGUUCCAGAGUCGAGGUUUGACCGGGAUUCUGCGGGCAGCGAGGCGGAGGAGGAGGAGCUGGGGGAAGGCUCCCCUCACUCCAAUGCCAUGACAGAAGGGGAAUACAUUCCUGACUCUCCAGCCUCCUCCCCCAUCGAGCUGAAGCAGGAGCUCCCCAAGUAUCUCCCUGCCCUGCAGGGCUGCCGCAGCGUGGAGGAAUUCCAGUGCUUGAACAGGAUUGAAGAAGGAACCUAUGGUGUGGUGUACAGGGCCAAGGACAAAAAGACUGAUGAAAUCGUGGCUCUGAAGAGACUGAAAAUGGAAAAGGAGAAGGAAGGUUUCCCCAUCACUUCUCUGAGAGAAAUAAAUACAAUUCUGAAAGCACAGCACCUGAACAUUGUCACUGUCAGAGAGAUUGUUGUGGGCAGCAACAUGGAUAAAAUCUACAUUGUGAUGAAUUAUGUGGAGCACGACCUGAAGAGCCUGAUGGAAACCAUGAAGCAGCCGUUCCUGCCAGGAGAAGUGAAGACUUUGAUGAUUCAGUUGCUACGAGGGGUCAAACACCUCCACGACAAUUGGAUCCUUCACAGAGACUUGAAAACUUCCAACCUGCUGCUCAGCCAUUCAGGCAUUUUAAAAGUUGGAGAUUUUGGCUUGGCCAGGGAGUACGGCUCUCCCCUGAAGCCCUACACGCCCGUGGUGGUGACCCUGUGGUACAGAGCUCCAGAGCUGCUGCUGGGAGCCAAGGAAUAUUCCACAGCCAUAGACAUGUGGUCAGUGGGGUGUAUUUUUGGGGAGCUGCUGACACAGAAGCCUCUGUUCCCAGGGAAGUCAGAAAUCGACCAGAUUAACAAAGUUUUUAAGGAUCUGGGCACUCCCAGUGAAAAGAUCUGGCCUGGUUACAACGAGCUGCCCGCAGUGAAGAAAAUGACCUUCACAGAGUAUCCCUACAACAACCUGCGCAAGAGAUUCGGGGCCCUGCUCUCAGACCAGGGCUUUGACCUCAUGAACAAUUUCCUGACGUACUACCCAGCACGGCGCAUCACGGCCGAGGACGGGCUGAAGCACGAGUACUUCAGGGAGACCCCGCUGCCCAUCGACCCCUCCAUGUUCCCCACCUGGCCAGCCAAGAGCGAGCAGCAGAGGGUCAAGAGGGGCACCAGCCCCAGGCCCCCCGAGGGAGGGCUGGGCUACAGCCAGCUGGGUGAUGAUGACCUGAAGGACACAGGUUUCCAUCUGACCACCACCAAUCAAGGAGCCUCUGCUGCAGGACCUGGCUUCAGCCUCAAGUUUUGAACUCAACAUAAAAAAAAAAGGAGGGGGGGAAAAAAAUCCCCAAAAAUCAAAACAAAAACAAAAGCACCAUUCAUGUGAGUGGAUUGGGGUGCCCCAGUUCUGUUCUGUGUCAGGGGCACCAAAUGUUUUUCCCUGUGAAAAAACCUCAGAGAUUAUCACAGAUUCCAAGGCUCUUGUUUUAUAAAUCAAUGUGGAGUUCAACUGCUGCAUUCCAUGGGAGGACUGGAGUUACCUGAAAACCCCAGAUCAUCACAAACUGUGACAAAGGACAACUUGAAAAAACAGUCCUAGAACAGUUUCUGGUUUAUUUUUUUGUUGAGUUUGUUUUGUUUUGGUUUUUUUUUUUUUCCCUUGUAAAUUUGUAGAAUUAAAACACAUUUUCAAUUGUUUAAUAGUGUGAAGGAUUUCAUUGCUUCACAUGCAGCAAAGUGGGAUGUUGGUGACAGUAAAGAGAGUUGAGUUUUUAUUUUAAGUAAUAAAUUGUUUGUGUCUGAAUAUAUUUGGGGCAAAAAGAAAAAUUACAAUUAUGAGGUUUGUAUCCUUGGAGGGAGCUGGGCUGGGUUUGAUACUCCCUGACCAGAUUUUUUCUUUUUUUGUUGUUCUGUAAAUGUAUUUACAGUGGUGCAAAACAAAUUACUCUAUUGUUUUAUAAAUCAAAAAGAUUUAAUAAGGAGACUUGAAACUUUA